Molecule: messenger RNA, 2823 nt
Organism: Rhododendron vialii
Lineage: Eukaryota; Viridiplantae; Streptophyta; Magnoliopsida; Ericales; Ericaceae
Exons: 12
Coding region: 150-2585 (811 amino acids)
Source: RefSeq, a predicted model, not a curated record
CCGCUCCUGUACCAUUAGCGGCUCUCCUUUCUACAAGUUCCAAACAGAGCCUAAGUUCUAAUCGGAAUCAGAACCAGCCCAAAAUCUGAAAUCGAAACAAAGCUCCGCCGGCAACGAGGACAGCUUCUAUCCACACCACCAACAACGAUAUGAGUGCUACUCCCAAUAAGAGGUUGCAUGAGGAGGCCGCAGCCAGCGGCAGCAGCAGCGGUACCUCUGGUGGAGUUGGUGCUGAAAACUCAAAAUACCCAAAUGACGAUUCUGCAGUUGUGCACCCAUUAGUUGGCCCUAAACUGGGACCAUCUGUGGCACUGAGUGACUACCACCACCACCACCACCCCCAACCGUUUGAUCACGCGGGACAACAGGAUUCCCAGAUUCCCGUUAAGAUUCGGUCCCCGUUGCUUCCAAUGUAUCAUAAUCGGGUGUCCCCGUCUUCCAAUGUUUCACAUUUUGAUCACCCUGUAGCUGCUUCAGAAAACAGGUCAGAGUCGAGGGACAAUGCCAGGGAUCUCAAGGCUGAGAACCGUGAUGCUAGGGAUUCGUAUCAGAGUGGGAAAGAGAAAGAGAGCAAAGAAGCCAAACAUGACAGGGAUAGGGAUGAUAAUCAUCCGGAGUAUAAAGAUGACAGUGUGAAGACAGAAAAGGAAGGAUAUGGACCGGGGAACAGUCACUUGAGUUGGAAAGAAUCGAAAGAACACCACAGGGGGGGGAAGAGGUAUCCUGAUAUCCUGGGUGGAAUUGUGGAUCCAUUGCAUGCUUCACGGGCUAAUUUGCAGGGCCCAGUUGAGAGGGAGGCCGGGAAGGAAUUCUCAACUACUGAAGAGAGGGAUUACUGUGAAGCACAUGAGGCUGUUGGGGAGAAUAAAUUCGAUUUAAAAGGUGAAGAUAAAUUCAAAGAGAGAGACAGGAAACGAAAAGACUUGAAGCACAGGGAUUGGUUGGACAAAGACAAGAAUGAGCGUCGGAACAACUUGCAUCUAGGAAGUAGCAGUGGUGAUGGAAAAGAGCCAGUGACGGAAGAAAGAGAAGCUGAGAAGUGGGAGCGAGAGAGAAAGGAUCUUUCCAGAGAUAAGGAAAAACCAAAGGAGAGGGAAAAGGAUCAUGUUAAGAGAGAAGCAUGGAAUGGAGCUGAGAAGGAUGGUUUGCAGAAUGAUAAAGAACCAGUGGAUGCAUAUGCCAGAACGUCUGAGCUGGAAAAUUCAACAUUAGAGCAGAAGAAGCUGAGAGACCACGAUGGCUGGAAAAACAAUGAUGGGGAAGCUAGAGAGAGGAGAAAGGGAAGAGAUGCUGACGUAGAUGAAGAGAGACCCGAAAAGCGCAGUAGGUGGUAUGACAAAGACUCAGAUGAUGGAUGUGCAGACACUGACUUGGGUGCAGAAAAAGAAAGGGAAGUUUUCAGUUAUGGUGUUCAGCAACGUAAGCGGAUGCUUCGGCCAAGGGGCAGUCCUCAAGUAGCAAACCGGGAGCCUCGUUUUCGUUCUCGUACACAAGACAAUGAAGGAAAGCAAGGUAAGCAUGAAGCAUCUACUGUUGUUUAUCGGGUCGGAGAAUGCAUGGAAGAGCUAAUGAAGCUGUGGAAAGAAUACGAGGCAUCUCAAAGCGAUAGAAAAUCUGAAAACUCUCAAAAUGGUCCUACUCUCGAAAUCCGGAUAUCGGCUGAGCAUGUUACUGCUACAAAUCGGCAGGUUAGAGGUGGCCAGCUAUGGGGUACGGAUGUAUACACCUAUGACUCAGAUCUUGUUGCCAUUCUCAUGCACACGGGUUAUUGUCGUCCAACUGCUUCUCCUCCUCCACCGGCUAUCCAGGAAUUACGAGCAACUGUUAGAGUGCUACCUCCGCAAGAUUGUUACAUAUCUACGCUGAGAAAUAAUGUCAGGUCCCGUGCCUGGGGCGCUGCCAUUGGCUGCAGUUAUCGUGUUGAGCGCUGUUGCAUUGUGAAGAAAGGAGGUGGGACAAUUGCUCUUGAACCGUGUCUAACACAUACAUCAACCUUGGAGCCAACUCUUGCUCCAGUGGUGGUGGAGCGCACUAUGACUACAAGGGCUGCAGCUUCAAAUGCCCUGCGUCAACAAAGAUUUGUACGAGAAGUCACCAUACAAUACAACCUGUGCAAUGAGCCAUGGAUCAAGUACAGUUUAAGCAUUGUUGCUGACAAGGGAUUGAAGAAACCCCUUUACACUUCUGCACGCUUGAAAAAAGGAGAAGUUUUGUAUUUGGAAACACAUUCACGCAGGUAUGAGCUCUGCUUCACUGGAGAGAGGAUGGUCAAGGCUACAUCUUCUCAGAUGCAUGAUAUGGAGAUCGAGAGAUCUCAGAGUCACAACUUGCACUCUGCAAAGGUUGAAAGAGGUGGUGCAAUAGACGGUGAUAGUGUUUUUAUCAAUGUCUUCCGGUGGUCUCAUUGUAAGAAGCCUAUUCCCCAGAAACUCAUGCUGUCAAUUGGAAUCCCACUGCCCCUUGAGCAUUUGGAGGUAUUGGAGGAGAAUCUUGAUUGGGAGGAUAUACAGUGGUCGCAAACCGGGGUUUUUAUCGCAGGAAAGGAGUUUCCUCUUGCUCGGGUCCAUUUCCUAGCACCAAACUAGUGGUGCUCCUCUCCAUUUAAUUUCCGGUCUGGUUUAUGUAUAAAUAUUACUUACUGAUUUUGUCUAUAGGAGGCACUCUGUUGUUAAAUGAGGUGAAUCGAAAGUAUUACAAGCCAACUUAUGUAACCUUCCAGGCAUUUUAUUUUCUAAAUAAUGACGUAUUGAUUCUAUAUGAUGUCUUUUAAUCUGAUGGAUUCCCAGGCAUUUUGAUUAGUAACUGUAGAGGAUCUUCUUAGAA